Messenger RNA from Oppia nitens, 776 nucleotides. RefSeq names its product interferon-induced, double-stranded RNA-activated protein kinase-like. The record is from RefSeq and is a predicted model, not a curated record. Gene Ontology annotation, biological process: protein phosphorylation. NCBI's taxonomy places the organism in Eukaryota, Metazoa, Arthropoda, Arachnida, Sarcoptiformes, Oppiidae. The coding region runs from base 22 to 774 and encodes 250 amino acids. Gene Ontology annotation, molecular function: ATP binding; protein kinase activity. The transcript has 2 exons.
GAUUGGAUUUCUAACAAAUCUAUGUAUAUAGCAAUGGAAUAUUGUAUAAUGAGUCUGAAUGAUGCCAUCAAAUUAAAAGCACAGGUAUUUGAUAGACAUCAGUCAUCAGAUGAACAACUCAUGGAUUGUAUGGAGUAUUAUAUUACGUGUGAAUUAUUGUUAGAAAUAUUAGAAUCUGUACGAUAUUUACAUGAAGAUUGCAAACCACCGAUCAUUCACAGGGAUCUCAAACCACAUAACAUAUUGAUUGCCGACGAUAUCCGAAACGGACGGUUCAUUAAGUUAUGUGAUUUAGGAUUAAUAACAGUUCACGAAAAGCUAUCGCAAAGUCAUACAAUAGGUGUGGGAACAACAAAAUAUAUGGCACCGGAAGUAGAAAAAGGUCGUAAAUAUAAUACCAAAGCUGAUGUCUAUAGUAUUAGUGCUAUUAUUGAAGAUUUGUUCGAUACGGAUGUCAAUGAUAAUUCUAAUAAAUAUAUGGAAACCGUUUGGAAUGAUAAAUAUGUUAGACUAUUGAGAAUUAUUAACGAAACAAUGAAACCUAUAUAUGAAGAGAGACCUACUUGUGCUCAAAUCAUUGCAAAAUAUAAGGAAUGGGCUAUCGAUAUGACUGUUGUUACUAAUGAUAAAAUAAUGUUUAAUGAAAAACUACAUCAAAUUAGACAAAGAGAACGUGAACUUCGGUCAGUGGACAGGGAUUCAGAGCCAGAAUUUUGGGAAAUUUUCUAUACAUUUGUUUGCAUCAAAACUAACUGUUUGAAUAUUACGUUUUAAAU